AUGACUCAACAGGCUUAUAGACGACUUGUGAAAGAAUACAAGCAGAUCAACGAGAACCCGCCUCCAUAUAUUAUAGCUAGGCCAUCAGAAUCUAAUAUACUGGAUUGGCAUUAUGUGAUAACGGGACCUCCGGGAACACCAUAUGAAGGUGGACAGUAUCAUGGAAGGCUCACUUUCCCAUCAGAAUACCCUUUCAAGCCCCCUAGAAUUAAAAUGUGUACGCCUUCUGGACGUUUUGAAAUCAAUCAGAGGAUUUGCUUAUCUAUGAGUGACUUUCACGAGGAGUUAUGGAACCCAUCAUGGUCUGUGGCUACUAUUAUUAAUGGUCUAUUGUCGUUCAUGACAAGCGAAGAACGAACCACGGGAUCGAUUGUUACGCCAGAGUCUACAAAAAGAGAGCUUGCCAAAAGGUCCAAGUACUACAACCUUUAUUCUAAUCCUGCAUUCAAGGACAACUUUUCAGACCUUUGUAAACAGAAUUUGAGAGACAUAAAGAGAGAAGAGGAGGAAGAAGCACAGAGAAAAUUGGAUCAGGUUGAUCAAGAAGCUAUCAAAAAACUCGAACAAGAUGAAAAACGUAAGGUUACCACCAGCAUAGAUACCAUUGAGGAUCCCGAGGACCGGAUAAGGGCCAAACAAAUCCAGGAAGUUAAUGAGAAGAAGAAACAACCCAUUCCAGACUCGUUCGGAGGAGGACUUAUCAAGAUCUCUGUGGUGCUUCUUGCAAUCUUUGUCGGUUUAGCGUUAAAGUUUAACGGAGCUGUUUGA
This is a messenger RNA of Brettanomyces nanus, 768 nucleotides long. RefSeq lists its product as uncharacterized. The transcript has a single exon. Lineage: Eukaryota; Fungi; Ascomycota; Pichiomycetes; Pichiales; Pichiaceae. The record is from RefSeq and is a predicted model, not a curated record. Bases 1 to 768 code for a protein of 255 amino acids.